This is a messenger RNA of Oenanthe melanoleuca, 1481 nucleotides long. RefSeq names its product chromosome 13 C5orf47 homolog (gene C13H5orf47). The coding region runs from base 1 to 651 and encodes 216 amino acids. The transcript has 5 exons. NCBI's taxonomy places the organism in Eukaryota, Metazoa, Chordata, Aves, Passeriformes, Muscicapidae. The record is from RefSeq and is a predicted model, not a curated record.
AUGCCCGCGGCCCCGCCGCAGAGGGAGCGCGGCCACUGCGCCCGCCCGCCCGUGCCGCCCGUGCCGCUGGUGUACGUGAACAGCUUCGGCUCGCACCGCUGCGGCACCGUGAUCCGCCUGGGCCGGGGCUGCAGGCAGAGCCCCCCGGGCCAGGGCACCGUGAUCCGCCGGGACUGCCGGCAGAGCCCCCCGGGCCGGGGCACCGUGAUCCGCCUGGGCCGGGGCUGCAGGCAGAGCCCCCCGGGCCAGGGCACCGUGAUCCGCCUGGGCCGGGGCUGCAGGCAGAGCCCCCCGGGCCUGGCCGGGCCCAGCGCCGGGCCGGGCAGCAGCGGGAGGCGAGCGGGGAGCGGCGGCGAGCGCAGAGCCGGCAGCCGCAGCAGCAGCGGUGACCCUCAAGAGGCUAAGGCUGACACCUUUGACUUUCCCAUCCCUUCAAGAAAUGCUGAUAAAGUCAUUAAACGAAAGAAGAAAAAGUCCAAAGUCUGGCACAAGGUCUGGAAAGUGAUUUCAAAAAUGCUUGAGGAAAACGAAAGGUUCCGAAGUCGACUGUUGACCUGCAGCCAGUUUAAUGGAGAAGGCUCUGACAGGAUCCAGAGGUCACAGAAUGGGGCAUACCUGGACAGGGAUGAGUCCAUCUUUGGCUGGGUGUAGCAAGAAAAUAAAGGAAGAUUCAGCCCCAAAGGAAAUAUAAACAAAGUGAAAGCUUUUAUUUUGGUCUAGUUCUUCCUGGAGUCAGUGCAAGACUGCAAAGUGACUUCAGGGAACACAGGUUCUCUGUUGUUUGCUUGGUGUUUGUGCUUCUGCUGGUUAAGAGGUUUGUUUUUACAGUGGUUUAAACAGCUCUGUUGCAAGAUAUUUAUCUCAAGCCAUUAAGUCUGGUGUUUCACUGAGCUAUUAGUUUUAGAAAGCUUUUUAAUGAGCAUAAUAUUGUGACAGUUUGCUUGCAAAGGAAAAGAUACACAUUUACUGUUGUCUCUGUAUUUAUAUAUUUUAUUUUUGUAGCUUGUCAGAAUAAUAAACACAAAUUCAGUAAGGCAGAAUUCCACACAAGACAUAAACCCCACUUUCCUUUUUUCCCAGUUUGCAUAAAUUUGACUUUAUGAUAUUAAAAUAUUACACAAUAUCCCUCUCUGUUCUUUCAUCCAUUUAUACAUGAAUCUCAGUGAAUAUUUGGAGUAUGAAAUCAGGUGAAUGUUUUCUCACUGCUGUUCAUCCUGAGGCACAUAAUGGUACCAUCACAAUCAGGAGGUGCUGUUUAUCUACCUGACUUCAAUAACAUAAUAUCAUUUUCUUCUAUUCUGCAGCUUAAUACUUGAACCCUUGAUUGACUGUUAAAGCCUUUUAAGCCAGCAAAUUGUGUGAAUGGAACAUGAAAACUGCAUAAAAAUAGUUAUGUAUAUGGGGUUCAUCUUGGGAGUAAAACAUUCACCUGUCACAAUGAGACAGCCUGGCUUUCAAUAAAAGGAUUGUUUUCUCCUGCC